GUACAUUUCCAUACAUACAUACACCUAUAUGCAAUUCUGUCACACUCCCGCACUAACCACCUCUCUCUCUCUCUCUCUCUCUCUCUCUCUCUCUCUAUAAAGCUAGACCCUCGCUACUAAUUCUGCCUCCUUCCACAUUCCAAUCCAAUUCACAGGACACAAACAAUGGGCAAGAAGAAGAGCAAGAACAACCAAGGCGAGAAGAAGAACAGCAACGAUGAGCAGCAACUGCAACCGCAGCCGCAGCAGCAGAAGAAGAAGACCGAAGACAGCGAAGGAGGAGGAGGGAAGCAGGACGACGGUCUAACCACCGCGGUUUUGAAGGUCCCCAUGGACUGCGAAUGCGAGGGGUGUGCUACUAAGAUUAGGAGGUUCGUCCGAGGAAUCCAAGGUGUUGAAACCGUGAAAGGAGGCGGUGAGUUAAGCAAACUGACGGUGGCCGGGAAAAUAGAUCCGGUGAAGCUCCAAGAAAUGGUUGAGCAGAAGGUCGGGAAGAAGGUCCAGCUCGUAUCUCCGGUGCCGAAAAAAGACAACAAGGACAAGGACGGUGGCGGAGGAGGAGGGGAGAAGAAGGCGGAAGGGAAACCGGACAAAAAGCCAGACGAGAAGAAAUCCAAAGAGCCUCAGGUGACGACGGCGGUGAUGAAGGUGAAUCUGCACUGCCAGGGUUGUAUCCACAAGAUUCGGAAAACCGUCACCAAGACCCCAGGGUUCCAAGACAUGUCCAUUGACGAGCAGAAGGAUCAAGUAACUGUGAAAGGGACAAUGGACAUGAAGGCUCUGGCGGAGGCACUGAAGGAGAGGCUCAAGAGAUCGGUGGAGAUAGUCCAGCCAAAGAAAGACAACGCGGAGAAGAAAGAGAAAGGCGGUGGCGGUGGCGGUGGUGGGAAGAAAGAGAAAGGUGGCGGCAGCGAAGAGGGAAAGACAGGCGGUGACGACGGAGGCGGCCAGGUGAUGGAGGAGAACAGGAUCCAGUACGUGCCGCAGGAGUAUCCGAACACGUACAUGUACGGGUACGGGCUGGGUUACCCGGUGGAGCAAUACCACCAUGCCCCACAAAUGUUCAGUGAUGAGAACCCAAAUGCCUGCUCUGUUAUGUAAGGGGUCUGAUUAGCAGAGGAUGGGAAAGUGGAAUUAUGCUACUCCAUAACUAUGAAUAGGAAAGUGUAAAUAACAGGUAUUUAGUGGGUUGAUGAACCAUAUGGGGGUUCAUCUCUUCCAAUAUCUAGUUGGUUAAGAGUAUUAUUAUUCAACUCGAGAGGAUCUCUUUUGUUAUAAACUACUCUGUUUCUGUGGGGGCAUUAACUAUUGGAAUGGUGAUGUUCUAGGUUGGGAUGAAGCCAACUGUACUCAAA
Messenger RNA from Rhododendron vialii, 1355 nucleotides. Its product is annotated as heavy metal-associated isoprenylated plant protein 3-like. Gene Ontology annotation, molecular function: metal ion binding. Bases 166 to 1101 code for a protein of 311 amino acids. The transcript is spliced from 5 exons. The record is from RefSeq and is a predicted model, not a curated record. Lineage: Eukaryota; Viridiplantae; Streptophyta; Magnoliopsida; Ericales; Ericaceae.